AUGGAUACUGCCGACGCCCUCCGUGUAAUCUGCGAGCUCAGUGUGCGGGCUCUGCGCGCACACCGGGAGCAACAGAAGUACACCAAAGAGCAUCGAAACCUCCAAGAGGCGUUGCAGCAAACCACCUCGGACCUGGAAGAGACGGUCGACUUGGCCGGUCUUCUCUACGACACCAAUCAGCGGAUGGGAACGGUGAUUGACUAUCUGUUGAAGGAGCGGGGGAAGGCCCCCACGGGGGAAUCCCAAUCCUUUGAGACCAUGCUCGACCGUGUGCUCAACCAGCUUGAAGGCACCGAAGGAGAUCGAUCGGGUGGGACUAAGUCUCCGACCCCAGCAGGGGAUGUCACCAUGGCCGAGAAUCCUACAUCAACAGCGGAUUCGCCCGGUGCCACCGGAGAGCGGCUGUGGAGCAAGCCUGGCCAAGGGGAUGAGAAAUGGCCAUUCUCCACGGCUGGACGUCAAUAA
Molecule: messenger RNA, 465 nt
Organism: Aspergillus calidoustus
Lineage: Eukaryota; Fungi; Ascomycota; Eurotiomycetes; Eurotiales; Aspergillaceae
Source: the annotation of a GenBank genome assembly